AGGCACACAAAUGCACAAAUAUACGCCUUUACAAGCACACUACCUCUGCCUUUCCGGUUGGAUAUCAUGACCGGACCAGCAUAGUCGACACCGGUCUCAAGGAAUGGAUAUUCUAAUUCAACACGCUCUCUCGGUCCCUGCCACGAAUAGCCCAAUACUUAUGCCUGACGGUAGCAAGGAGCAGCUGAGGCCCUGCAUGCAAAAAUGUGAGAUGAAAAAACCUGAAUAUCAGCCUGCAAAGAUGAUGCUUGGAACUGAGCAACACUGGAUGCUUAAGGUUGUAAUCAUAACUAGAGUUGCUCAGUCUUCCCCCCACACGAAUGAGCUUGUCAUCACCGAGAAACGGAGACAGAGAUCGCAGAUUGCACUUUCGAGGCGGCUGAUUGACAACAAGAGAACGCUCUACCAUCUCGGGGAGAUCCCCGUCGGAUCUCUUAUUUGGAUUGCUUGGCCACUGCGUCUGAUCUGACUGAAUAAAUUGUGGACCCGACCACCACA
This is a messenger RNA of Leguminivora glycinivorella, 498 nucleotides long. RefSeq lists its product as uncharacterized. NCBI's taxonomy places the organism in Eukaryota, Metazoa, Arthropoda, Insecta, Lepidoptera, Tortricidae. The transcript has 3 exons. The record is from RefSeq and is a predicted model, not a curated record. Bases 104 to 469 code for a protein of 121 amino acids.